AUGGCAAACAAUGCCUCUCCUGAACAGAAUCAGAAUCACUGUUCAGCCAUCAACAACAGCAUCUCACUGAUGCAGGAAAACCUCCCCACCCUGACCUUAUCUGGAAAGAUUCGAGUGACAGUGACUUUCUGCCUUUUUCUACUCUCCACCACCUUUAAUGCUUCUUUCUUAUUGAAACUUCAGAAGUGGACUCAGAAGAAAGAAAAAGGGAAAAAACUCUCCAGAAUGAAGGUGCUUUUAAAACAUUUGACAUUAGCCAACUUGUUGGAGACUCUGAUUGUCAUGCCGCUGGAUGGUAUGUGGAAUAUUACAGUCCAAUGGUAUGCAGGAGAGUUCCUCUGCAAAGUCCUCAGCUACCUGAAGCUUUUCUCCAUGUAUGCCCCAGCUUUCAUGAUGGUGGUGAUAAGCCUGGACCGUUCCCUGGCUAUCACCAGACCACUAGCUGUGCAAAAUAACCGCAAGCUUGAACAGUCCAUGACCAGCCUGGCCUGGAUUCUCAGUAGUAUUUUUGCUGGACCACAGUUAUAUAUAUUCAGGAUGAUCCACCUAAGAGAUGGUUCUGCACAAACAGAAAUUUUCUCUCAAUGUGUAACACACUGCAGUUUUCCACAAUGGUGGCAUCAAGCCUUUUAUAACUUCUUCACUUUCAGCUGCCUCUUCAUUAUCCCUCUUCUCAUCAUGUUGAUCUGCAAUGCAAAAAUCAUCGUCACCCUGACACGGGUCCUUCAUCAUGAUCCCCACAAACUACAAUUAAAUCAAUCCAAGAACAAUAUACCAAGAGCACGGCUGAAGACCUUGAAGAUGACUGUUGCAUUUGCCACUUCAUUUAUUGUCUGCUGGACUCCCUACUAUGUCCUAGGAAUUUGGUAUUGGUUUGAUCCUGAAAUGUUAAACAGGGUCUCAGACCCAGUAAAUCAUUUCUUCUUUCUCUUUGCUUUUUUAAACCCAUGCUUUGAUCCACUUAUAUAUGGAUAUUUCUCUCUGUAA
This is a messenger RNA of Marmota monax (woodchuck), 987 nucleotides long. RefSeq names its product gonadotropin releasing hormone receptor (gene Gnrhr). Gene Ontology annotation, biological process: G protein-coupled receptor signaling pathway. The record is from RefSeq and is a predicted model, not a curated record. Gene Ontology annotation, cellular component: membrane. Bases 1 to 987 code for a protein of 328 amino acids. NCBI's taxonomy places the organism in Eukaryota, Metazoa, Chordata, Mammalia, Rodentia, Sciuridae. Gene Ontology annotation, molecular function: gonadotropin-releasing hormone receptor activity; peptide binding. The transcript is spliced from 3 exons.